UGGUUAAGGGCCCACUUUGACUUCGUCGGUGGAUAAACGGACGAUACGGCUAAAUGUGCCCAGCCCAGUCCAGUCUUGUUUCACUUUCACCAGAGAGGAUCGGCUAUGGCGGUAUCGUCUGGUUCCACCAUCAUCUCGGAGGACAUGACUGAAGAAAAUGUGCAAAAGGUCGUAGGCUUCUUAAAAAAAGUUGGAGUCUCCGCUUCCUUGACAGGACAGUUCACUUCAAAGGAUUUCUACUCCUCUAUCAUUCGCGAUCUUCUCAGUGCUCAUCGGGUCGAACGUGGCCGCGUCACCUGUUUCUUCUCCGUCAAGCCCCUUAAUUUUUAUGGUUCGAUGCAUGGAGGGGCUGUUGGAGCUAUAGCAGAGAGAAUGUCGAUUGCUUGUGCUAGAACCAUGGUGGCGGAGGAUAAGGAACUGUUUCUUGGUGAAAUGAGCAUAUCUUAUCUCUCUACAGCACCAGAAAAUGCAGAGGUAAUCGUUGAUGGAUCUGUAGUUAGGAGUGGGAGAAACUUAACUGUGGUUGCAACUGAGUUCAGAGUCAAGAAAUCUGGGAAGCUAGUUUAUACUACUCGUGCUACUUUCUAUCACAUGCCGUCUGCCAAGUUGUGAAGUUCGUAUGGUUUCACCCAUUAGAGGUUACUAGAGAUUGAUAAGUUUUAUUGGCAAGGCGGGACUGGGGCAGCCAUAUCCUCAACAGCAAGGAUAAUGCUUCCACAUGAUAGUGUCAUUUUAGCUUAUCAAAAAAAGAGCAUCAUUUUAUAUGUUUUUAGGAACUAUAUAAUGAAUAUUGAUAUAGGCUAUUUAGUGUAAUAGUAUAGACUGUUCUUGAGUUCAUAAAAUGUCUACUCUCUUUUUUUCUCUCA
Molecule: messenger RNA, 866 nt
Organism: Tripterygium wilfordii
Lineage: Eukaryota; Viridiplantae; Streptophyta; Magnoliopsida; Celastrales; Celastraceae
Exons: 4
Coding region: 106-612 (168 amino acids)
Molecular function (GO): fatty acyl-CoA hydrolase activity
Source: RefSeq, a predicted model, not a curated record